Cryptomeria japonica (Japanese cedar) is the source of this 1718-nucleotide messenger RNA. RefSeq lists its product as uncharacterized. The transcript has 2 exons. The coding region runs from base 286 to 1446 and encodes 386 amino acids. The record is from RefSeq and is a predicted model, not a curated record. NCBI's taxonomy places the organism in Eukaryota, Viridiplantae, Streptophyta, Pinopsida, Cupressales, Cupressaceae.
AAUAAGUUAAAAAACAAACCAAUUUUUUUUUUUUUUUCAAUUCCGCCUUUAAAAAAGCGAAAAUUAUAACCUAAAAAACACUUCUAAAACAUCUUAUUGACACAUUUCACCUCAUUUGUGUUGCAAACAAAUUUUUUAUGAGAGCAGGUUGAAGAGAGGUUGAACAAAAUUUGGCUUCCAAGAUCAAAGAGGAGGAGUUGAAGACUGAUUUUAGAAGCUUCAACAAGUGUUGCAGCAUCAUUUCCAUACAUUUUCAAGCUUCCAUUGGCAGCAAGAGGAACUAGAAUGGCAUCUACAUCUUCCUCCAUUGGCAAUGAACAAGUAAUUGCAAAACAAAGAAAUGAUCCAAAUUCUCCCUUAUGGAAAUAUGUGGACAUUAUAAAACAACUUCCGGGAGGUGGGGGAUUCCGUUGGAAAUGCCAUGGAUGUGAUAUUGAACGUAAUAGUUCAUAUUAUCGAGUGGUAGGCCAUUUGUGUGGAAUAAAAGGAAGAGGCAUCAAAAAAUGCCCUGGCAAAAAUGGUAAACCUAUACCAGAUGAGAUAGUGAUGAAAUAUAUUAGGGAGCAUGAGGCGGCAGAAGAGAGGGAAGCCCGUAGAUUGAACCAAACCGCAUCAAAGAAAACAAGGGGAAUGCAAGGCCCUUCUAAUCCCAGUAUUGUAGUAGAAGACCACCCCUUCUUUGCCACAAAUGAACCUCAAAGUGAACCACCCUUGACACGUAAAAGAACAAAAGGGCCUUUAGAAACUGCAUUCCAAAAUGAGAGUAGAGACAAUGCUGAUCAAGAUAUAGUAAGGUGCAUUUAUGCAAAUGGUUUGUCAUUCAAUGUUGUUCGCUCCCCAUAUUGGAAGCAAAUGAUAAAAAGUGUUAAUGAGGCACCAAGAGGGUAUAAGGGCCCCGGUUAUGAGAAGGUACGUGGAACAUUAUUGGAGAAAGAGGUGAAGAGGGUUGAAGAUGCAUUGAAACCCAUAAGGGAUUCGUGGGUUGAGACAGGUGUAACAAUUGUUUCAGAUGGGUGGAAAGAUGCUAAAAACCGUCCCUUGAUCAAUGUCAUAGCGGUGUCCCCUAAAGGGGCAAUGUUUUUGAGAGCUGUGGAUUGUGAGGGCCAAAUAAAAGAUGGCGAAUUUAUUGCAGAAAUUCUCAUCUCUGCCAUUGAGUCUGUGGGACCCUGCAAUGUUGUCCAAGUCAUAACGGACAAUGCAAAAAAUUGUAGAGCUGCUGGUUUGUUGGUUGAGCAACGCUAUGAUCACAUCUUUUGGACACCUUGUGCGGUACAUUCACUCAAUCUUAUGCUACAAAGGAUUGGGCAAAAAAUAAAAUGGAUCAGAGAUGUGUAUGCAGAGGCUGAGGACAUCCAGAUGUUCAUCACAAACCACCACAUGUCUCAAGGGAUUUUUAGAACCUAUUCGAAUUUGGAGCUAUUGAAGGUAAGUGAAAUAGUAAUUUAAUUUUACAUUUUCUGAUUUUUUUGAAUUUUCAAUGUUAAUAAUAUCAUUGUGUAAGCUAUAUUGUGUAUUCUUCUUUAAAGUUUGGCUUUAUUUUUUAAUAAUUUGGCAUUAAUUUGUGUUAUAGGUUGCUGAGACCCGUUUUGCAUCAAACACAAUCGUCUUAAGACGACUUGUGAAAGUUAGAGUGGCACUAUGCAAUAUGGUGAUCAGCACCAAUUGGACUGUAUGGAAGCAAAGUAGCACUGAGAGGGCAGGAAAAAUUAGGGAUAGAA